AUGAGAACAAUUGGAGCAAUUAAAAAAGUAGUCAAGAAUGCUCCAAUUACGGAAUUACCGAGGUUGAUUCUAGGAGGAGCCACUCUGAUGGACAAUUGGUAUAAUGACGAUCCUUACUCAGUUCCAACUGUUGAGUUGUUAAGAUAUGCUAUGUCGCGGGGCAUCAAUGCAAUUGACACAUCGCCAUACUAUGGUCCGAGCGAGAUUAUCUAUGGCAAGGCGCUACAGGAAAUAAAAGAUGAGUUCCCAAGAGAGGAGUACUUUAUUUGUACGAAAGUUGGGAGAGUUGGGAGGGCUGAAUUCAAUUACUCGAAGGAAAACGUACGGUUUAGUGUGAAGCGGUCAUGUGAACGGUUACAUACUGAUUAUUUGGACUUGGUGUACUUACAUGAUAUUGAGUAUGUCGAAUAUGACAAGAUUUGGGAAGCGUUGCGCGAAUUAAGAAAGCUCAAGGACGAAGGCGUCAUAAGGCAUAUUGGAAUUAGUGGUUACCCGGUAGAUCUUUUGUUGUAUGUUAGUAAGACAUGUUGUGGUGUUCCUGAGAUUGGACCAUUAGACGCUGUAUUGUCGUAUUGCAACCUAACUUUACAGUCGGUGGUUUUGGAAAAAGAAGGAGACCGUUUCUUUAAGGAAUCUAACAUUAAAGUUGUGAGUAACGGGUCCGUUGUCUGCAUGUCAUUGCUUAGAUCUAAGGGCACUAUCAAGGACCAUCCUUGCUCGCCUGAGUUGCUUGAAUGUGCCCAAAAAAGCAUCAAAUAUGCUGCUGAGAAUGGUAUUCCUGAAUUGGCUGAACUGGCUACUCGUUACAGUAUCUCUAAAUGGAUUCAUAAAGGGCCUACCGUUCUUGGUGUGAGCACCGUUGACGAACUCAAAUCUGCCUUAAACGGCUACUGGAAAGUUGCCGAUAACGGUGGAAAACUGGAUGAAAAGGAUGAAGCAAUCGUUGCCCACAUCCAGAAGAAUAUCUUCGGUGAUCAUUUGAAUGAGAAAUGGGAGUCCGGUAUCCCUCACGUUAUCUCUUGA
This is a messenger RNA of Eremothecium cymbalariae DBVPG#7215, 1023 nucleotides long. RefSeq names its product D-arabinose 1-dehydrogenase (NAD(P)(+)) ARA2 (gene ARA2). NCBI's taxonomy places the organism in Eukaryota, Fungi, Ascomycota, Saccharomycetes, Saccharomycetales, Saccharomycetaceae. The record is from RefSeq and is a predicted model, not a curated record. Gene Ontology annotation, molecular function: D-arabinose 1-dehydrogenase [NAD(P)+] activity. The transcript has a single exon. Bases 1 to 1023 code for a protein of 340 amino acids. Gene Ontology annotation, biological process: dehydro-D-arabinono-1,4-lactone biosynthetic process. Gene Ontology annotation, cellular component: cytosol.